Messenger RNA from Penicillium taxi, 1659 nucleotides. RefSeq names its product splicing factor cactin. Lineage: Eukaryota; Fungi; Ascomycota; Eurotiomycetes; Eurotiales; Aspergillaceae. The record is from RefSeq and is a predicted model, not a curated record. Gene Ontology annotation, cellular component: cytoplasm; spliceosomal complex. Bases 1 to 1659 code for a protein of 552 amino acids. Gene Ontology annotation, molecular function: protein binding. Gene Ontology annotation, biological process: mRNA cis splicing, via spliceosome. The transcript is spliced from 5 exons.
AUGUCUACGCAACCACCGUGGGACCGAUCACGCUCGAAGCGCAGUCGAUCGCGAUCCCCAUCUUGGCGUCAACCCCAGAAAACCCCCCGCAGAGACGAAAGAGGUGGAGGCUAUCAACAGAAUUCCGAACGGGAUGGCAGACAGUAUCGCCAGUCGCAUCACCGAAAUGACCAAGUUCGGCUGAACCAGCUCCAAGAGGAUGAGCAGGAGCGACAAUGGGUUGCGCAGGAGGAUAUCUUCGUGCUGAAGCAGGCUAAGAGGAAGGCAGAGAUCCGAGUCAAGGAAGGGCGCGCGCAGCCUAUUGACUGGCUCACUGUCACCCUUCGUUUUAUUGAUCCCGAGCGUAAUCCCUUGGAUGACGAAAUUACGGACGCCGAGCUUGAUGUAGUCGACCCAGAUGGAGUAUUUGAGGGCUUGUCACAUCCAGAGCUGCAGGACUUGGAGAAAGAAAUUGUGACGUUCUUCAACUUGGAGUCAAAUGCAAAAAACCGCGAAUAUUGGCAGACUAUGAAAAUUAUUUGUCGAGACCGCAUGAAGACCUCCGCACCAGAAGGACGCUCCCUUAGCUCCGUUGCUACCGACAUCAACAAACUCCUACGCCCAAAAACAUUUGAACAACUGCAGGCACUGGAGGUGCAAGUGAAAAGAAAAUUGAAUUCCAAUGAGCCUAUCGAUACAGAUUAUUGGGAAGAGCUCUUACGCAGUUUGACAGUCUGGAAGGCCAGAGCACGACUCCGAACUGUUUAUAAAAGUGUUAUCGACGAGCGCGUUCGAGAUCUAAGAAAGGAGCAGAAAUGUGAGGCUGAAUCUAUUCGGGCAAAGUUGGCACCUCUUGCGCCUCUUGCUAGUAGUCAGGAGCAGCUCGCCUGUAUAGAUUCUGUCCAAUUCAAAAAUCUGGACCCUGAUCCGUUGCUCCAAUUGGACCAGGAAGCCAAAGGAUUGGAGAGAAUGGACGAGUCUGUAUUUCUACGUCAAGUGGCCCAGGAACGCCAAAAGAUUAUCCGCAUGGGAUUUGUCCCUCUACGUCAGCGAGCAACUGAAAGGUCGACUGCCACCAUUGGCACGACUAAUUCCAGUAGUACAUCCGCACAGGCCAUCUCCAAUCGAUUCUCCUCCAUUCCUAAUGGCGAUUUCUCACAAGCAACCAAGGCACUUUACGACAAGGAAUUGGCCAAGGGAAUCAGUGAGAAUGAAGAAAUCUUUACGGGCGAAGAAGCCGUCAGCACACCAUCACAAUCCCAAUGGGCUGGCAAGUACCGACCGCGAAAACCCCGAUACUUUAACCGGGUGCAAAUGGGCUAUGAAUGGAAUAAGUACAACCAAACCCAUUACGACCAUGACAACCCUCCACCCAAGGUCGUACAAGGUUACAAGUUUAACAUCUUCUACCCCGAUCUGAUCGACAAAACUCAAGCUCCGACAUUCCGUAUCGAACGAGAGAAUGGUCGCAAGAAGGGUCAGUCUUGGGCCGCUGCUGGCGAAGAAGAUACUUGCUUGAUUCGAUUCAAGGCUGGCCCUCCGUAUGAAGAUAUCGCCUUCCGAAUUGUCGACAAAGAAUGGGACUACAGUUCUAAGCGAGAAAGAGGAUUUAAGAGUACCUUUGAUAAGGGAAUUUUGCAACUUCAUUUUCAGUUCAAGAGAAUCUAUUACCGGAAGUAA